CUAAGAGAGUGCGCGGAAUAGAGAAAGAGAGAGGGAGAGAGACAGAGUGAGACCGAUGUGCUACGACAUGUGUCCGUGCUGAGGAUAUCGUGUCUCCGACUGUGCCGACCUACGAGGGUACAUCUCGAGGCAGGGUGACCGGCUCUACGAGAGAGGGGAAGGGCGAGAAACAUACGGACGAGGAGAAAGAUAGGGAAAAAUUCUCGUUGUCCCCCUGUGCCGUUCUUCGGGGUUCUCUCGUCGUCGUCUACGCGGGACCACCGAUGCAGACCUUACGGAAAAAAAACAGUCCGUGCAAGUGUGAGUAUAAAGCGAUUCGCUCCGACAUCGCGAUCGGAGUCUCCGCGAUGUGUGUCCUACGUCGAGUUUUCCGCGAUUUUCCUGAGAGCGCUCGCGAUCCGAACUUUACAAGGUUUCCCGUCCCUCCCGACGACGAGUCGGGGUUGAGACGGCGCCUCUGGUACCACCCUGUAGAUACGUACGUUAGGGGUGGUUAGGGGUGCGUAAUAUGGCUUCCACGUAUUAGCGGCGAGAGGGACAGCCGUACGUCGCGUCGCAUCGCGUCUCGCACGGGAGAUUUUCGCUACGCAAUUCGACGCAUUGACUGACGCAUCUCGUGUGUGACGUAUGUGACACGAAGGCCGCGAAAAAUGAGCCUCUCGUUAGCCGUAGGCUGGCGAAUUCGCUCACGCGAAAAGCGAAAGUUCUCACGAGGGAGAACGUUACCGUUCGAGCGAGACUGCCGGCCGCAUGUGUCUCCAUAAGAUGUCGACAGCUGUGUCGUGCGCGUGUUCGAGAUUACUACUGAAUUUUUACAGGACAGCGCGAAAACGCUUUUAUCUCCUUAUUCGAUUAAAUGUUAAUUAUAUUAAUGAAGCUUAAAGAAAUGCUAUGUAGAGAAGAGAUCUCUCGUCGAGAAAAGUUGGAAAUAAUUUUAACGCGGUUUACAGCAAGAGCAUACUCUUAAUUUUAGAGGGAAAUGUCAAUUUUGUACUCCCAUUAAUACAUUUAAAGACAUUGACGGUUUUAUUAAUUUUGAGUUGUGCGAUAUGAAAAUAUUAAAUAUGAAAUAUUGAUUGUAUUUCCAAUAGGAAAUGAGAAUGGAGAAGUGGCACUAAAUAAAUUGCAAGAAAAUGCAAGUCAUAGCCAAUAUAUACGUUUUUAUAAGCCAUCUUCUCCUGAUGAGUCACGUUAGUGACAGCAAUAUAUCAUUCUGUCAUUUUUCUCUGAUUGCAUGAACUGCUAUUUUUGCAACAAUCACGUUCUUCGUCUUACAAUAAUGGAAUAUCCGUAAAUAAAUGUCAAUUUUGAAGCGAGCCGGACUUCUUCGAGCCGAUUUUUUUUAACGAAAAUGUCAAAGUCAAGAAUGACCCAACCCGCUUUCUUGGGGAGGGCGUAUCGUUCAAGGCGAAACUGAUCGGUAUUUUGGAGGUAUCGGAAGCACGCGGUGACCGGAUGUGCCAGGCGGCCUUGGCUGACCUGAAGAUGGCGAUUCGCGCCGCCGGUGAACACAAGCAACGAAUCGCCGUUCAGGUCAGCAUAGACGGGCUUCGUUUGAGGGACGAAAAGACGGGGGAUUGUUUGUAUCAUCAUCCGGUGCAUAAAAUAUCGUUUAUUGCUCAAGACAUGAGUGACUCGAGAGCCUUCGGUUAUAUUUUCGGCUCACCGGAUACCGGACAUCGGUUCUUCGGCAUCAAGACUGAUAAAGCGGCAAGUCAGGUGGUGAUAGCGAUGCGAGACUUGUUCCAAGUAGUGUUUGAGCUGAAGAAGAAAGAGAUCGAGUUGGCGAAACAGCAUAUAGAGCAAAAUGCCAUUAACGCGAUUAAAUUCCACACCGGCGGUAUUUUCGUUGAGCCAGCGCCCGAUACCAAGGGUGCAGCAAGCACUGAAUCCUCAUUUCAUCGAAUUCGUACGACUAAUUCCGAGGUCGACAAACCCGCCGAUCGCAAGAACGAAUCGCAGAGUGGGGUGAUCGCGGAUUUGCUGGAUCUGCAAUUUGAAUUAAACUCGCUGCAGCAGGGUAUCCAUCAGAUGGACAAAAUCACGCCGGAAAAUCCCGUGCCCUCUACCGACGAUCUAUUCGAGAGCGAUCCUUUCGGUGAUUCUUUCGCAAACAUGAAGGUUCAAGACACAGUUCGUCCGAUUUUACCACCGCCACCCUCGUCGACGAAAAGGGGACAUUUGGAGCGACAACAUACUGUGCCGGUGCCGCCUGUAUCAACUACUUCCAGUCCGGCAACAACAUCCGUCAGUAAAACGCCUCCUCCGGAGAGUACAAUUCACUGGUUCGACAAGGAGACUGAAAAUCUCUUCAACGAUAGCGAACUGACAAACUUGAAUAAGAACUCGACGACGAAAAAAGAGGAGGAUAGCUCGACGGAGACUACACCCCGCAACACUCAGACAAAGAGCCCGCAGAUCGACGUGUUCACGGAGCUGGAUCCUCUCGGGACAGGUCUGAUCAAGCCUUAUGUGGAUAAGAAGGACUUCUUUCAACACCUAAAGAACCCGCCGAAGAAAGUUCUCAAGGAUUUAGUGUCCACAAAUUCGAGCGACAGCUUCCCGACGAACUUCAACGUCGCAACUGCCACGGAUUCUUUGGAAUCGACGAACGCACAGAAUGAGCUAUCAUCGAGAGAUAACGAAAACAGCAAUUUCGCCAACUUCGAUCAAUUCGACAAGAAUGAGGCAAAUCAGUCCUCCCAGCAAAGAAUCGAUUCGCCGCCGAAGAAAGAGACAGUUGCAAGAUCGAUCCAUCAUCAGCCUCUGUCGGUAUCUCUGCCACCGGAGGAGACGACGUCGUCUAAAGGAACGAACAUGUCUACAACCACCUCGGGAGGAAGCUUGAUUCUCCGCAGCAUGGACAGAGACUCCACGGAAUCGACGCAGGCACUGGUGAAGUUGCCGAGUCCGAAAAAGUAUUUACAGUCUGUGCGAAAGAGAGAUUUCGACAUCGACCUGCCGGCCGGUAAGACUCAAUCCGUGGAAUCUAGCAAGCCGUUUCCGGUGGACUUUUCGGUGACAAACGAGUCGCCGGCGUCGCCGCUUCGGUCCUGUUCGUCGGACGCGAACUCGCGUCUGUCUAGCUCGAGCGCGGAGCUGGAAUUAGUGCCAGAACCGCCGCCCAGAGGUGUGGGUAGCAUCCUUAUCAAUCCGCCGCCGUUGCCGCCGAAAAAACAGAGCAUUCGUGGGGGGGCGAGACCGCCGCCUAGACCGCCCCACACGGACGGACAUUUUCAGUACGAUUUUCCGCCGCGCGAGGCUUCCUCACCGUCACCUACCAGAAUUAUUAGAGACAAGAACAAGAGUCCGCCGAGAGACGCGAAAGGUCAUCAGUUUGACGAUAACUUCAGUCCGCCUCCGCAGAUGCCCGCCAGAUCUAAUUUUAUGGCUACGACGACUACCACUUCCGCUUUCGAGGACUCUUUCAGCACAAUGAUACCAUCUACAACGCCGCUGUCAUCUGCACCAUUUACUGACAACACCACUGUUUCGGUUAUGGAUUCUAAAAAAUCGAAACCAUCGCUCGAUAUCACGCUCAGUCAGUUGACAUCAUCCUGGACGAAUUUGGACGAGCUGGCCUCCAGUCUCGGCAUGACAGUCCAGCAGCUAACAAGUUUGACCUUGACGCAACUCACGCAAUGCCUAGCGAGUCUAUCGACGAAGGAAAUCGUUGCUGACGAUGCGGAGGAAACUGUGGAUCCGUCAAUGACGACGAUGAAGGAGGAACCGGUGGUUUCGUCUAAGCCUGCAAUUUCGUCCUUGUCAUCGCUGGCGUCGAAAUCGAUCGAAACUACAGACCCUAGUUCGACUUCUUUCACAUGUUCGGAGCUCUUCAAAUCUAAUUAUGAAUCGGAAUCGAAGCAAGAUUCUACGUAUGAUAAGUAUGCAGUUUUCAGAGAGCUGUUGGAGAUGGAGCAAAUAGAACGGAAGGAGGAGAUAAAUGUGGAAGAAAUCACCGAGAUGGAAGAGGCAUCCAACGAAAGCGGACAAGUUGAUGGAGAAAUGAUCCAACCGGAAGUGCGAACCAGCGAGAGCGCUUCGAAUUCAAUAACUUCAUUGUCGAAUUUAACUGCCCAGUUAUCGUCGAAAAGCGAAAAUCUGUUAAAAGAAGAACUCACGGCGAAGCUGGACGAGACGAUGAUUAAUUCCAUCGCGAAUCUGACGGAGCAAAAAGAAAAACUGGGUGAAACCGAAGAUAUCGAGAAAGAAAGCGAGAUAAUGGCGGAUGCAGAUAUCACGUCCGACUCAUCCACGGUUCAGCAGACGGAGAUAGAUGUCGAGGACGAUACGGAGAAGACGCAAACCAUCAUGGACGUGGAGGAGAAAGUGGAUAAUUCCGAAAAAGGAAGCGAUGCCAAUGGAACGUUGUCUGAUAAAGUCGGCUCGGACAUCCUCAACGAUGAGACGAACGGUUCGUCCGUUGCUGAAAGAUCUUCGACGGAAGUAAAAUCCUCGACAUCGACGUCGAGCGACAGGUACGCCGCAUUGCGCGAGAUUAUCGGCGAGCCGGAACCGUCGCCGAUUAGAAAGGACGAUGAGGAAAUGAUAAGUUCUGCCAGGACGUCACCGAUGGUACAAUCUCAGCAGCCGAAGAGUUUAGCCGAGAUAGAGCUGCUGAAUCUGUUCUCCGAUAACCUCCCGCCACCGUCGAGUCCGAAUAUCUCGGUCAAGAAGGAUUCGAUCGAUCUGAAGACCGCGGCAAUGGAUAUUUUCGAGGAAAUAAAGAUGCUGAACACCGGUAUGCAUCGCGCCAAGGAUACCAAGCCGGCACCGCCUUCGUCUUCAGGUUUCGAAGACAUGUUCUGUCCGUUCUCGGAGACGACGCGAUCGGACAAGGACGACGGCAAGGAGGACGGCAAUUGGGCAAAGUUUGACACAGGUAUUUUCGGUUCGUCUGAUAGAUCGUCUUGCGAGGGGCAACGAUCGAUAGGCGGCACUUCACCGUGGUCUCCAGACGGCAAGGAUUUCCAUAGAGAGGUACCGUUCAAAGGUAGCGGCGGAUAUCGGCAUUCGGGAGACAGUGAUAACGAAUGGAAAGACGAGGAAGAGAGCGAGGAAAGCAACGGCAGAGGGCGAGGAGACGGCAGAUUCUGGUCUGGCUCACGACAUCCGAGGUUUGACGCACCAGGAUUUGAAGAUAGAUCGUUUUACGAAGACGGGGAAAAACGGGACCGCAGCUUUCGCGAGAGGAUGGGCAGAAAAUCGCGCGGAGCACCGUGGACCAAAAGUAGCGGCAGUCACCGACCGCGCGAUCCGUCGCCUUGGCACGAGGAGGUUCAGUGGGAGGACGAAGGCCCGAGACGAUAUCCGCAUCGGAAGGUGCAACCGUAUAAGGAGGACGAGGAUCAGUACGAGGUGCACUGGAAAUGUCGACCGAAGCCGCCGCCUCAACGGUGCAACUGGAGCCAUGACGUUCACGGCACGUAUUACGACGACGAGCGCAAGCGGAAACUGAUGCUGUGGAACGAGGAGGAUCGAUUCGGUAGUGAAGAGAGCAUGGGCUACGACGAAGAGGAUCGGUGGAGCAGGAGAAGAUACGAGAGAAGACGAUGGGAGGAGGACAGUAGAUUCUGGAGCAGAAGAGGGCCUCCCGACGCCGAUUAUCCUAUGAGAGAGGCGUAUUAUUACUAUCGUGAAAGCAGAGAAAGACCUCACGAUUACCCGUCCUGGGAAGAAGAGUACGGCUCCGAACGUCCAGGUGACGACUCGCCCAGGUACAAUCCAGCUGGCAGAAAGAGACACUGGCCGAAGAGGCCCAACAGCGCAAAUGAGGGCCGCAACAACGACAUGUUAUAUCCGGAUUCGCGUAAAUUCGGCGGCACUUCCAGAUCUGAGUGUAGUGACAACGAUUCCGAUCCGUAUCUACGGCCCUCGCAGCGAUCCAGGAGUCGCGAGAGCUACUGGGGUAGCGAUCAGGAAUAUGAUAGCUGGGUGGAGCGACCGUACUGGUCCGAGGGUCCCGACACGAAGAGUGAGACGAUGCAUCGCAAGCGGAUAGCCAGGCAUAAGACGCGACAGACUCAGAAGACGCAGAGCCCGUUCGAGGACGAUUUCGCGCAGAGCGUCGAACACGCGGAGCCGUCCGACACCGGUCCAGGUGUGGCAGAAUCGUUGGUACCUAUGGACGCGCGCGUACGACUGGAGAUGACCGAACAGAAGCGAGAGCCGCCGCCACCUGUGAGUCCGUCGUCCGGCAUCAGAGGCUCCAAGGAUCAGUUGAGACGGGAUAUGAGUGUCCGGGAAUACGGCAAACGGUCUAGCUAUUUCGAAGACGAUCUCACGCCCACGGCCAGCGCGUCCAGUGACGCGUCCGACCGACCGAGAUUGUCGUCCGAUUUCAAGGCCACGCCGGAGGAGUUGCCAUGCGAUGCCAACAAGGAUCCGCAGCAGCCCGUCGACAGCUUCGUCUCAGAGGAAAGCGCUCGCGAUUCUUUCUUCAACGGCGAUCUGAGAUUCGACGACGAUGCCUUCGUCUUCAAGUCCGAGCUGGAUGACAACGUGCCGGAUCAUCGCGCCACUACAUUGCCGCUGAAGAAUUCCAGACAGGGAAAAUACGGACCGGGGAAUAACAACAAUAAUAAUAAGGGUGCUAGGGGUGAUCAAUACAUACGGAAAUCGGAGUCGGUGAAUAUCUUUGCGAGGGAGAGCGAUCCGUUCGAUGGCGAUGAUUUCUUCAACUGAUCUGUCGAAACGUGACGAACGACAAGAACGGUCGCUAAAAUACCGCACUGAAUUCAGUGACAUUGGUGUGGUCUAGAUAAUUGAAACUUGAAUGUGUGUAUAUGUGUGUGUGUAUAUGUGUGUGUGUAUAUGUGUGUGUGUAUAUGUGUAUGCGUGGGUGAGAGAGAAAGAGAGAAAAAGAGAGACUAUGGAAUGGUGCUCGUCGCGUACUAGGUGAACGUCGACGUGAAAAAUGGUGGAUUUCUCGCUAUAGCAAUACUUGGUUCUUGUCAGAACCCAGCUGUAGCAAUUUUAACGUAGCGAAAUUGAGGAGAAAGCUUCGAACGCGGCUUGAACGGAUAUGCGGAAGUAUAUUGUCUAUUACGUAUCUGUUUUUCGUUACGCUUUUGUGUCCGUGAGAUUCUUUCCAAAAUUUAUUUUCUCUUCCACUGAUUGUGAGAUUGAGAAACAGAAUUAAUUUAGAACAUUUAUGCUCGCAUUUCUUAGCAGAAGUAGAUUUAUUUGAUCAAGAAAAGGCUAAAACACUCGAAAAUUGGCGAUGAUUAAUCUUAUGUUCAAAAGUUCUAAUAAUGGAAUUACGAAAUACAACUAUUUCACAAAGAAACUAGUCACUAUUUUAACGAAUCUGUAUAUAAUACUAUUGAUGUGUUUAGGAUCGAUUUGUUGGGAGAAUGUGAGAAAGAGAUAUCAGUAUGUGAUUUAAUACAAUUGUGUAUUGCGUAAUCGCAUAAAUCAAUAAUUGUUAAUAUCGUGCGUUAUGUAUUUAUUUAUAUAUUUAGUUUAUGUAUAUUUAUAUUGCGAAAUGACGCGGUGAUUUUUGUCGUUUCGGAUUUGCAAAUGAGCGGUUUAAUUUCAAUUGUCUUCUUACGAACGAUUCUCUAGUCACGUGUGCGUAACCGUUGCGUUGGGAGCUUCACGAAAGAACAAAUAACCGAUAGCGCGCGUUUUUGGGGAGAAAUCAAAAAAUGAUUUUUAUACAUUUUUAACUAGCACGGAUCGAUUACGUUGCAUUAGGCAUUUAUACAUCGUCGACGACCAUACGUAUCCUUCUGUGCAUGCUCCCACCGAUUCGCUUUUCGGUUACGCUACUGAUAAAAGAUGCUCUCGCUUAUGAGAGAUGUAAAGAGAAAAAGAGGAUGGUAGUAUUAUGUU
Molecule: messenger RNA, 7836 nt
Organism: Formica exsecta
Lineage: Eukaryota; Metazoa; Arthropoda; Insecta; Hymenoptera; Formicidae
Gene: Dab
Product: protein disabled
Exons: 7
Coding region: 1456-6684 (1742 amino acids)
Source: RefSeq, a predicted model, not a curated record